Messenger RNA from Cadophora gregata, 2537 nucleotides. RefSeq lists its product as uncharacterized. The record is from RefSeq and is a predicted model, not a curated record. The transcript has a single exon. Bases 274 to 1428 code for a protein of 384 amino acids. Gene Ontology annotation, molecular function: pyridoxal phosphate binding; catalytic activity. Gene Ontology annotation, biological process: biosynthetic process. Lineage: Eukaryota; Fungi; Ascomycota; Leotiomycetes; Helotiales; Ploettnerulaceae.
CCCCAGAUUUCACCACCCCGCACCAGGAUAUCGUGUGAUACUCCUGAACAUUUCCUCACUCCUUGAAGUCAUACUCAGAAUAACAGGUCCGUCAAACAACACCCAAAAUGAUGCAAAGAAAGAGUCCAACAGCGAUUGUAGGAGUCAGCCCACUGGAUUUCAGCCUCGUUUACCGAGGUAACUUUCGAGAUGGUGAAGAUUGAGCCUUUCGAGGUUGAGCAGGUACUUUUUCCACACCAUGAUUCCCCGAAGUCUGCCAACAAUAUGUAGUGGAUGGACAAGUAUGAAGUCACUCCAGGAGUCUUGAAUAUCGCAGAGACUUGCGCGGCCUCUAUAUCAAUAGACGACCUCGUGGCCUUGUGCGAAGACCGAAGCGCCCCACAUCCUCUCGAUACUUCCACUAAGCUUACAUACGGUGCCAUACGAGGCUCACAAGCUUUAAGGGAGCGUCUUGCCGGCCUCUACUCGGUACGAGUCUCGAAACCCCUGCCGACCGAGAACAUCCUCAUCACGCCGGGUGCAAUUGCCGCCAACUUCCUCCUUUUCUACGCUCUCAUAGGACCGGGGGAUCAUGUAGUAUGCAUGCAUCCGACAUACCAGCAGCUAUACGAUGUACCAACGAGUCUGGGAGCCGAAAUCUCGCUAUGGAAGCUUCGAAAGGGAAAGAAAUACGUGCCGGAUCUGGAGGACUUAAAGGAAUUGGUAAAGGAAAAUACCAAGAUGAUUAUCAUAAACAACCCCAACAAUCCCACCGGAUCAACGACACCGAAGUCCGUACUCCAAGGCCUAGUGGACUUCGCCCAGGAAAAGGGCAUCAUAAUUCUCUCGGAUGAAGUCUACAGACCCUUGUUCCAUGGUAUCUCACCAGGUGACCCGGACUUCCCACCCAGCAUUGUAUCUUUCGGGUAUGCAAAGACAAUAAGUACAGGAUCCAUGUCCAAGGCAUACAGUCUAGCAGGUAUCCGUCUAGGCUGGAUUGCUUGUCGAGAUUCAUCUAUCAUUGAAGCCGUUGCUUCGGCUAGGGAUUACACCACAAUAUCAGUCUCUCAACUCGACGACCGGGUAGCUUCAUACGCGCUCUCCGCAUCAGUACUCCACGCCCUGCUAGGACGCAACAUCAAGCUCGCGAAGACCAACGUUGCCAUAUUAGAGAAAUUUAUUGAUCGCUGGAGCGACGUAUGUUCAUGGGUGAAGCCUACGAGUGGAACAACUGCCCUUGUCAGAUUCGAGAAGGACGGGAAGCCAGUCGAUGAUGUGCAAUUUUGUAUUGAUGUGAUUGAGAAGACGAAAGUCAUGUUUCUUCCGGCUUCGAAGUGCUUUGGUGAGGAAUUCAAGGGAUCUGUGCGUAUUGGAUUUGUCUGCGAGACGCACGUGCUGGAAGAAGCUCUGAAGCAAUUGGGAUUGUAUGUCCGCAGUAACUUACUUUGAGCGGCAAGUACUACAAAUCUUGACCGAUUAGACAAGAGACUGUGUUCAUAUGUCCUAAAUGGAGAUUGAUAUGAUACCAGUGUCUGAUUUAUCCUCUAUUGAGCUCUCGGUAUCGUGGCUUGGGGUGGUGACAAAAGGUCAUCCAAAGCUCACUUCAGACAUGCCAAACCAUAUCCCAAGCUUCCUUUAAGCUCAGCCUAUCACAACUUAUGAGAUCAGAUGGUGUUUUGCCGCACCUAGUCUCUCUCCGGCAGCCUUAAUCUCCUUAGCCCGCGCACUUCAGCUUCUGAAACAGAUCCAUUGAGUUCAGAGCUUGCCGUGAUCUCAAUCAUCAUUUAAUACUCUAAACACAUCUCUGUACCUCACACCCCGUGCCAUUAUACACCUACUCCAGCACCCGCUUUCCCAUUUCCUCACUUCGACCUCCGCCACCAACUUCCCAAUACCCAUUUGCGACCCUCGUAGCAGUCUCCGCCAGUAUCAAUCUGGAUUGCGAGAUUAUCCAAGCGAAUACUAUGAGCAUGCAUUUUGUCGUGGAAUCCAAUAUCCAUGGUGGACGUGGCGUCUGAGUUGCCCUUGGUAGUGGUAGAGUUAACGAUGCCGAACGCUAGAGCGGAGAGGAGCAGGAUGUGGAAGAUGACGAUUAUAGCGAGGGUCAUAGUACGGCUGAGGGAGGGCUUCAAUGGGACCUUGCGGGUCUUGCUUGCUUGUUGGCGUUUGUUUGGCAUUGUUUGGCGCGUGGAGGCUUGAGGCUGAGAGGAGGUGUAAGACAGGCUGAUGGAUUGGGCAAAUUGCCGGGCAAUGGUUUAGGUGCAAGGAAGAAGGAGUUAAGUAGUGGCGGAGAACGAGAUAAGAAAGGUGUAUAGAUAGAGGUUAUGGGAUGCAGGAGUUGACAGGUGAAUUUGUUUGUCGAAGGGAAUCGUUUUCUCGCCUACUCAGGACCGAGCACUUCGGUGAAUGAGCAGGAAGGAACGAGGUUCGUUCUUUCUCAUCAAAUUUGAACAUUUAAAGUUUUUUUUUGUUUUUAACUAAAGUAUUGUGUUUCUCUUUUUAUUGAGAUUUGAUAUUCAUGUGCACACGAAGAUACGAUAGGAGUUCAGCUGCUGCAU